Molecule: messenger RNA, 1014 nt
Organism: Coprinopsis cinerea okayama7#130
Lineage: Eukaryota; Fungi; Basidiomycota; Agaricomycetes; Agaricales; Psathyrellaceae
Exons: 4
Coding region: 559-1014 (151 amino acids)
Source: RefSeq, a predicted model, not a curated record
GCUGAAUCGACAACUUCAACCAGACGAAAACAGCCAAAGCGACGCAAGGCGGCUACUAAUGGGUCUCCUACAGAAGCGCCCAGCGUUGAUGUCAAGUCCCAGCCACCGGCAACUACGCUCCCGAAGUGCCUUGCAUCACAAGAUGUCAUGUUGAGCGUCCAAAGGUUCCUCGAGCCUUUGGAUUUAAUGACUCUGAGAAAGACCUGUAAGACUUGGUACGCGCAGUCGAAAAGCCGCAUCGUUUGGAUUCAGGCAAUCGAAAGAAUGUGCCUUCGCAACGGCGUACGGAAAGCUUGGUUUCCUCUUGAAGAUAUGUCGCUUCCGGAUCUUGAACAUUUGGCACUUUCUCCGUCGCGAUUCCUCUCUUUACUGAAGCGUCAUAAUCAUGGAACGAUACGACCACCGUCCAUCCGGAUUCUAAACCCGCAGGUGGCCCAGACUAAUCUAACUGUGAAGACGGUGUUCUUGGUCCCUGGCGGGCGUUAUCUUGUCGCCGCAUAUACCGACAAUUCUGACAUCCAGUCCGCCUCUUUGUGGGACCUCGGAUGUGGUACAGCAAUGCCACUGAAGCUUGCGCCAGUGGCGCAAUUCACAUUCCCCGCAGGAUUCUGCAUCUCUGAAAUCAACCUCUCUCAAGACGGGGCCACCAUCUUGCUCAAUGGGAUCCGGAAAAUAGAAGCCCAAAACGCCUCUUCUGCCCAAGUAUAUACCCUCCAACCUGACUCGGAAGACCCCCAAUUUAAACUACAAGGAGAAUUGAAAAAUCUGCGUCUCGACACUGAUCCAUUGGGUCUCUGUGACGACCUGUUUUGCUUGGGUAUUGAUGGGGAACUGGUUGUGUGGAACGUGCGAGAGGGCACUGCAUGUCGGUGGCAAGGCACUGAUAACAUGUAUCAUGUACGCCUCAGCUUCGCUCUGUUCUACUCUUCAAAGACGCCGUUGUCACGCUGGACGAUUCAGAGAACACUCCAACGAUGCGCCUCUACGAAAUACCGCCUUUACAACCACACUUAG